This is a messenger RNA of Pundamilia nyererei, 1809 nucleotides long. RefSeq names its product gastrulation brain homeobox 1 (gene gbx1). The record is from RefSeq and is a predicted model, not a curated record. The transcript has 2 exons. Gene Ontology annotation, biological process: regulation of transcription by RNA polymerase II; regulation of nervous system development. Gene Ontology annotation, cellular component: nucleus. Gene Ontology annotation, molecular function: DNA-binding transcription factor activity, RNA polymerase II-specific; RNA polymerase II transcription regulatory region sequence-specific DNA binding. NCBI's taxonomy places the organism in Eukaryota, Metazoa, Chordata, Actinopteri, Cichliformes, Cichlidae. The coding region runs from base 319 to 1284 and encodes 321 amino acids.
CACACACACUGUGCAUCAGAGAGGGGUGAAGGGAGGAGUUGGAAAGAGGGGACAGAUAGAAAGAGGGAGCGUGUGUUUAUGUCUCAGUGUGUGACAAAUAAGAGGGAAAGGGUAGCGCUGGUGCACACAACAAAGCGUCCGACUGACUGAAGCAUUUAGAGCGCACAUAUCCGAAGAAGAGGUCUACUUCCAGGGAUGACAACACAGCAGAGGAUCUACUUUCAAUUCACGCUCUCUUUAAACUGAAAGUUUUGCUCGUCGUCGACGGAAGGACAUUUGCUUUCAAGUUUUCACCGAACAAAAGUGUUUGCCUGCAAAAUGCAGCGACCAGGCGGGCAAGGGACGGCGUUUUCAAUCGAUUCCCUGAUAGGGACCCCUCAGCCCAGACCGGGACACCUGCUCUACACGGGCUAUCCUAUGUUCAUGCCAUACAGACCUUUGGUUAUCCCACAAGCUUUAUCCCAUUCUCCUUUAUCGUCUGGUAUACCUCCACUCGCGCCAUUGGCUUCUUUUGCGGGACGACUCACCAACACGUUCUGUGCCAGUUUGGGACAGGGGGUGCCGUCCAUGGUUGCGCUCACAACAACGAUGCCAAGUUUCUCGGAUCCCCCGGACAGUUUCUAUCCACCACAAGAGCUGCCUGGUCCACGUUUAAGCGCUGCCGACCCGGGAGCGAGAAGGCAAGAAAGCCCACACUCCGAGGAGCUGCACAGCCGGGACAAGAGCUCUGAGAUGCUCAACUUCUCGGAAACUUUUCAGACAAUAUCAGGCGAGACCAAACUCUACAGUUCAGACGACGAGAAGCUGGACCUAAAAUCAGCAGACACCGUUUGCAGCGACCGAGAGGACAGCUCCGCGGACAGCGAGAACGAAAGUUUCUCGGACGGCAACAACUGCGGCGCCCUGUCCCAGAAGAGCAAACUAAAAACGGGCUCGCAGGAGGCGCUACCGACCGGCAGCUCAGCAGGGAAGAGCCGGAGGAGACGAACAGCUUUUACCAGCGAGCAGCUACUCGAACUCGAAAAGGAGUUUCACUGUAAAAAAUACCUUUCUCUGACUGAACGCUCCCAGAUCGCACACGCACUCAAACUGAGCGAGGUGCAGGUGAAGAUCUGGUUUCAGAACCGUAGGGCCAAGUGGAAACGGAUCAAAGCGGGCAACGUCAACAACCGGUCGGGAGAACCGGUGAGAAAUCCCAAAAUUGUGGUCCCCAUCCCGGUGCACGUCAACAGGUUCGCUGUGAGGAGUCAGCAUCAACAAAUAGAGCAAGGGACCAGGCCAUGAACUGAGAUGAAAAUCAAAAAAAAGAAUAUUAUUAGAAACACUUGACUCUAGGUUCCACUGAUUUGUUGAACGCAUGAAGCACAAAAAGGAUGUUCCAAUUAUUUUGUCUGAGGGAGAAGAGGAUUUACUCACAGACAGACCAAUUAUUUGGCAAUAUGCUCUCAUUUUUAUUUAUUGUUUCUGUUAAUAUGUAAAUAUAAAUGGGUAAAAACUGGUACAAAUGAGCACUAUGAGAUGCGACUGUAAAGAUUUUUUUAAGUAUUUAUAUGUAGGGCCAAACUGUUUUGUUGGUUAUGUGCAUGUCCUCAUUUGAUGAAGCUAUUCUGGAUUUAUUUUUUUGUUUGUUUGUUUUGUGUUUCGUACAAUUUGUUGGAGACAUUUGCAUGUAACUUAAGGCGUUUUUUGUUUGGCAAGUGUAGAAACCACCUUUUAAAGCUAUUUGUGGAAGAACAAAAAAAAUGUGAAGGAAUUAACGACCAAACAAGAGACAACUGUAAAGUAUAUUGACCUAAUAAAUCGCUUUAU